Molecule: messenger RNA, 1485 nt
Organism: Chironomus riparius
Lineage: Eukaryota; Metazoa; Arthropoda; Insecta; Diptera; Chironomidae
Source: the annotation of a GenBank genome assembly
AUGGUUAAUCAAUUAAUACUUUUGGUGACAAUUCUGUUGUUGAAUUGUCUGUCGAUCUACAGUCAAGAACUCAGGUGUGUCUUCACUGGUUCAGCUAGGAACUACGUGUGCCAAUUGACAAUAGUAAAUCCAAAUGGUUACAACAAUUUUACUCAAAUUAGCGGCACUCAUUUACCUGGAAUGACCAAUGAGGAUGUAAUUAGAGUAGACAGGAACUCCUUUGAAUCGAUUUCAUCAAACAUCCCAUCAAUUAUAUGUGAUACUUUUAUGAAUAUAGCCUUGAUUGAUUUUUCAUUCAUUGGAGUUGAGAAGAUUCAUGAUUAUUCCUUUAAAAGCUGCAAAAAAUUAACAUUUAUAAACGUAAAUGGCAACAACAUCACAGAAGUUGAUGAAAAUGCAUUUAUCGAAAAUACUGAACUUGAGUUUCUGGAACUUCGGAUCAACGAAUUGACAACAUUACCUGAAAAUGUCUUCACAAGUCAACAUAACCUUAUUAGACUUCGGCUAGAACACACAAACAUUGUUGACUUGCCAGAAAAUAUUUUCGCGCCUUUAAAAAAUUUGUCAUAUUUGGGUUUGGAAGGGAACCUGAUCAAGGACCUCAACAUCAAGUGGUUUGAAAACUUUAAUAAUCUUAGCUUUUUAAUUCUUUCCUAUAACAGGAUCGAAGAAAUUCCAGAAAAUGCUUUUUUACCAUUAUCUAAUUUGGUUUGGUUGGGUUUGAGUAUGAACAAGUUAUCAAACCUGACGACGGAGAUGUUUGAACAGUUUGUGAAUUUAGAAGAAUUGUGGCUGCAUGAAAAUGAACUUGAGGAUUUGCCCAUUAAUUUUUUCAACUCUAUGACCAGCUUGCAAGGUCUAGAACUAGCUAUUAAUAAAUUUUCAAAUCUUCGCCCAGAAUGGUUCAAAUCAAUGUCUAAUUUGCAGUAUUUAGGAUUAUCAAACAAUGAAAUUAAGGAAUUAACUGCUGACGUCUUCACACCUCUCAAAAAUUUAGAGAUUUUGUCUUUAUUUCAAAAUAAAAUUGAAGAUCUUCCAAGUAACAUUUUUAACUCAAUGACAAAAUUAGGAGGAAUUACAUUGGAUGCAAAUAAUCUAAGAGUCAUAAACUCUAAUUGGUUUGGAGUUUCGGAAAAUUUUUGGGCACUUACUGCUGCACAAAAUCAAAUCGAUGCUUUUGAUGAGAGAUUUAUUGACAACACUGGUUUGCAGCUCUUAGAUAUGACAGGCAACAUAUGUGCUGACUUUGCUAUUUUUGAUGAGUCUGUAUUAAGGCAACCGAUGAGGAAUGCCUUACAAAAGUGCUUUGCAAAUUUUGAAGAUUCUAAUCCUGGAUGUAUCGAUGGGAAUUUAGACGAAAGAGUCUGUACAAUUGAAGACGAAGUCCAGCAUCAGCAUGCGAUGAUUAAAAACUUACAAGAAGAUGUUAAAGAAUUGCAGAAGUUAGUUGAAGACUUGAUGAACUGUCCUUGCAGCAGAAAAUGA